Messenger RNA from Sciurus carolinensis (gray squirrel), 3046 nucleotides. RefSeq names its product tumor protein p53 inducible protein 11 (gene Tp53i11). Lineage: Eukaryota; Metazoa; Chordata; Mammalia; Rodentia; Sciuridae. The coding region runs from base 429 to 998 and encodes 189 amino acids. The record is from RefSeq and is a predicted model, not a curated record. The transcript is spliced from 8 exons.
AUUGGCUUGUGAGCGGCACUAGAGGAGGGACCAGAGCGGACCGCCAAGACUCGGGCAAAGCCUGCGGCGCAGGAGUCCAGCCGGCCCUGCCCUGCCCUGCCCUGCCCUGCCCUGGCCGCCCGGAGCGGCAGCGCGAUGUGAGGCGUGAGGGCCGGAGGUCCCCGGGCACGCCAGCUCCGCGCCGCGCGGGCGCCAGCAUGCGCUAGCCACAAUGGGUGUAAGUAGUGCCCGUCUUGCUGGUGGCUGUGUCUGAGGAGCCCAGGGCCACCAUGAGACCAGCCUGGGGCUCUUCCCUUUCCUCAGGGACACUCCUGUCUCCUGCUUGGACAGUGCCAGCUGCCGGGGAGGACGCAGCUCAUCUCUGACGGUCAGACUCAGCACAGCGCCUGGCUCCCAGGAGCCCUCUGCAGAGGCCACUCGAGGACACGAUGGCGGCCAAGCAGCCUCCACCCCUCAUGAAGAAGCACAGCCAGACCGACCUCGUGAGCCGCCUGAAGACCCGCAAGAUCCUGGGCGUGGGCGGGGAGGACGACGACGGGGAGGUGCACCGCUCCAAGAUCAGCCAGGUCUUGGGCAAUGAGAUCAAGUUUGCUGUCCGGGAGCCUCUGGGGCUCAGGGUCUGGCAGUUCGUUUCUGCUGUGCUCUUCUCCGGCAUUGCCAUCAUGGCCCUGGCCUUCCCUGACCAGCUCUAUGAUGCUGUCUUCGAUGGAGCCCAGGUCACUAGCAAGACCCCCAUCCGCCUCUACGGUGGCGCCCUCCUCAGCAUCUCCCUGAUCAUGUGGAACGCCCUCUACACGGCGGAGAAGGUCAUCAUCCGGUGGACCCUGCUCACUGAAGCCUGCUACUUCGGGGUCCAGUUCUUGGUGGUCACCGCCACGCUGGCUGAGACAGGGCUCAUGUCCCUGGGGAUCCUGCUGCUCCUGGCCAGCCGCCUGCUCUUUGUGGUCAUCAGCAUUUACUACUACUACCAAGUGGGCCGGAAACCCAAGAAAGUCUAGCCGGCCGGGGCCUGUGCGCCUGGGCUGGGGUGGCCGCGGGGCUGUUCCCCUUUGGUUCCCGGAAGGCAGGAGGGACCCCUGCUCUGGCCCGGCAGCCCCAGCAGGCAGGGGGCGCCUCCUCCCCUCCCGGGCGUCCCCAGAUGCUGCGACCUGGCCUUUGGGUUUGACACACUGGUCGGGGAGAGGUGGGCCUGUGCCGGCCUCACCCCAGCAGCAGCACCUCCUCUCCUGGGUACUCUCGGCCUCCAGGCCCCCUGGGCAGGCAGCCCUGAGGCUCAGGGUCACAGCAGUGUGGGCUGAGUGGGCUCGUCCCCCGGAGUCCUUCUUCACGGAGAGGCGUGGGCUGUCCCGGCCACCCAGCUAGGGUCCCUCUCUAUGCCCGGAAGACCCGAGGCCUGGACCUCGGGCCACUGUCCCUCACCUGGGCCCUCCCCACACGCGGGCCCUCUGCGCCCUGAGCACACACGCCCUCCACAGCCCAGCCGAGGGCCACAGCCAGGGACAGCUGUCUCCUUGGACUUCUCUGCAACCAUGGGCCACCUGCAGCCAGAGGCUCUGUCCCCGUCCCCAGGCCUGGUCCACCCUGAGUCCUGGGGCCCUGCUCUAGGGCCCUGAGGCCCCGAGGCCCCUCCUCAACUGGCCUGGGCUCAGGGGUCGCCGGGGGCCACGCCCACACCCCUGCACACAGACGGCUCACCCAUCGGGCUUAGCGAGCAGGAAGAGAAGCGCUUGGUAUUUCCUUGACCCUUGGCACGUCCUCCAGGCCUGGUGUCCCUGCCCCAGCCCCUCGUCCACUCCACCCCUUCCCCAGGGUGCUGCUGGCCCUGGCUGUCCUGGCUGGGUGGGGCUUGGUACCUCAGACCUGCAGGGGCAGUAAGUAGAGGCUUUUCAGCCCCGUCCCCUCCCGUCCCCCCUGCUUUGCCCUGGACAGUGGCUCCUGAGCCCCAGGAAGGUGGCCCCCACAGGCCCACUGUUAGUCCUGGCUCCCGUGCGCUUCCUCCAGCACACAGGUGUGCCCUGGGAAUGCAGCAGUGUCCUGGGGACAGGUGUGGGGGCCACUUGGCCUCCCUUCUGGGGACAGCAGGGUUGGCGGUAGGUGAGGCCGUCUGUGGGUGGUCAGCCUGGCUGCCCCUCUGCCUGGGGGCCUUCCCCUGCCCACCCUGUGCCUAGCUGUCCCUAGCUGUCCCCACAGCCACAUGCCCAGUGGCCUGUGCCCAGCAGAGGGGGCUGCAUGGUGGAGCUGAGCAGAGGGGCCUUGGGCGCCUGGGCUGUGCUGCUGGUCACCGUGGCCCAGUGGCGUGGGAGGGGCCUCUGAGGAGGGGCUCCUUUCCUGGUCAACUCCUGCCCUUGAAGCCGGACAUCUCCCCAGAGCCCCACCUCCUGCCGCGAGCCUGGAGCCCCAGGCAGGUGGGGCCAUGUCUCCUGCCACCUCCCCAGGAAGCUGCCCAGCUGCAUCCGGAGCUCAGCCCUGUCUGUGGGCCUUUGGAGGCCCGGCUGGUCCUUAGUGGUGACCACUGGCCUGUCCUCCCCCUAGCUGCUGGACACAGGUCCAGUUCUUGAGGGGAGGUGGACGCACUCCCUGGGGUCAGGCUGUGGUGGCAUCUGCGUGGCAGGGGCCCGUCCAGCACUGUGGGGUGCGGAGGGCGGCGGGGCUUCUCCCGGUGGUGGCGGGCACUGGGCGGGCGCGGGCGCGGAGCAGUGCUUCAGUCAAACUCCGCGGCCAGGUCUGGGGAGAGGCGCGGGCAGAGCGCACGUGAGGUCCUGUGGCUUGGGGACACGGGGGACGGCAAGACAGGGAUGAUCGGGGUUGGGAAGGAAGCAGUGACAGGGCAGAGGGACGCAGGGCCCCGGAUCUAACGGGGAAAGCCAGGUGGGACCCUCCGCCUUGGAGCUGGGGCCCCGGCCGCCUCUGCCGGGGGAACCUGCCGCUCUGGCUCCGCCCCGCCCAGGCCCCUCCCGAGUCCGACCUCCAUUCUUCACGGUCACUAUUUAUUCUUUGUUCCUUUUUCUUUUUGUAAGAAACAGUCACAAAAACCAGUGCAAACCCA